GACAAUCCACGGGCUGAUCUACAAUGCACUGAAGCUAUUCAUGGAGAUGAACCAAAAGCUCUUUGAUGACUGCACGCAGCAAUACAAGGCAGAGAAGCAGAAGGGAAGGUUCAGGAUGAAGGAACGAGAAGAAAUGUGGCAGAAAAUAGAGGAGCUGGCCCGGCUGAACCCCCAGUACCCCAUGUAUUACGCACCUCCACCAUUGCCUCCUGUCUGCUGUAUGGAGACAGAGACCCCAACUGCGGAGGAUAUACAGCUACUGAAGAAAACAGUGGAGACAGAGGCUGUGCAGAUGCUGAAAGAUAUUAAGAAGGAGAAAGUUUUGCUGCGCCGGAAAUCUGAGCUUCCUCAGGAUGUCUACACUAUAAAAGCCCUGGAGGCCCACAAGAGAGCAGAAGAGUUUCUCACCUCAAGCCAGGAGGCUCUCUGACAGGCUCAGGAGCUGGCCUGGGAAGCUCUGCCCCAUCCCUUUUCCCCAGGGGUCACAGAAAUGCACUUGGUUCUUAUGUAUAAAUAAGGAAUGAACAUGGUGAGCUGUGCCUGUCCUCCACUCCAUCUGCAUCCCUCCAGGGUAGAUCUGGUUUUAUAUUAGAACUUGUAUCUCACCACUGUCACGUCCUCCUGCUUUCCUCCGUCCUCUUGCUUUUCCACCUUGGGUGUGCGUGCGUGAAGGGAGCCUGCCUGACCUGCCAUUGUAUCAGCCCAGGCAGGAGUCACUUCGUUUCCAGCUGCUGCCUGGUUCUCGCCCCGUCUG
Tauraco erythrolophus (red-crested turaco) is the source of this 754-nucleotide messenger RNA. The record is from RefSeq and is a predicted model, not a curated record. NCBI's taxonomy places the organism in Eukaryota, Metazoa, Chordata, Aves, Musophagiformes, Musophagidae.